Messenger RNA from Naegleria fowleri, 975 nucleotides. RefSeq lists its product as uncharacterized. Bases 1 to 975 code for a protein of 324 amino acids. Lineage: Eukaryota; Heterolobosea; Eutetramitea; Acrasida; Naegleriidae. The transcript has a single exon. The record is from RefSeq and is a predicted model, not a curated record. Gene Ontology annotation, molecular function: DNA binding. Gene Ontology annotation, biological process: regulation of DNA-templated transcription.
AUGCCAAAAGUUUCAAGGGGAACCUUACCCAAGGAAGCUGUUGAGCAUUUGAAGAAUUGGCUCUAUGAUCAUUUCCAGCAUCCAUAUCCAACGGAGGAUGAAAAGAGUCAGUUGGCGGAAGAAACCAAACUUACAACCACUCAGGUGAAUAAUUGGUUUAUUAAUGCGAGAAGAAGGCUUUGGAAACCAAUUAUUGAGAAGCAAACUCAGAAACAAGCAGCUGCUGAGGCUGCAAAUGCGUCCUCGGAAGGAAAAAAAGGUGAUGAGGCGAUACCAGUUGAAGAACCGUUGGAAAGGAAUAAGGAACAAGAGGGAGUUGAUGCUUCGAACCCAGAAGAAGGUAUGGCUAAAAAACAAAAACUGUCAGAUGUCGAUAAGGGUGAUGAUUCUGUGCUUCAACAAGUGCCAAUUUCCAAAAGAGAUGUUCAGCAAUUGUACGAAGAAAAUCAAAGAUUAAGACUGGAGGUGUUUUCUUUUCAUCAAAACAUGUAUCAUCAAAUUCUUGGUUCAGACCUUCCACGAUCAUUCAGGAAAGAAGGUAUCUCAAAUUUUCUUCAGAAUUGUAAACAAUCGGGAGCUUCACAACACAAUAAUGGCGUUCAAGCUCCAAACGUGGAGCCUUCUGAUGAACUGUUCCUUAUCGAUAAUCUCUAUACAACCAAAACAACAAUGCACAUACCUGUAAAGGUUUAUGUGGAUCAUAUCUUAUUUCCAGACUUGCCAUCUGUAAAAGAGAAUAGUAAUGCGGUGGAGUCGGCAUGUAGACCGGUUUCUCAUUCAGCCGCUGUGCCAUUUUCCAUGAUCCAUGACUCUGCAAGUAAAACCUUGAUGACUUUUGACAAGAAUCCCAAUAAUUCUGAGAGAGGUGUAUGCGAGAGCACUCCUGCGGUUAAAGAGAGAAAAGUCAUGCUACUGGAAUCACCUCCCCCCACCACUUCACGAUCCUCAUCCAAAUCAAGAAAGAAGAAAAGAUAG